Messenger RNA from Aegilops tauschii subsp. strangulata, 861 nucleotides. NCBI's taxonomy places the organism in Eukaryota, Viridiplantae, Streptophyta, Magnoliopsida, Poales, Poaceae. The record is from RefSeq and is a predicted model, not a curated record.
AUGAGUGCAAUUUUCAGAGCCUCCACGACUUGGCAACUGGGAGCUGGAGAUUCUUGCAGAUUCUGGACCGACCAUUGGAUCACUGGCGGGUCCGUGGCCGAGAUUGCCCCUCUCGUUCUAACUCUUGUCCCAAGACGCCUUCGGAAGGAGAGAUGCGUGCGUGAUGGGCUGCAGCAGCGCUCUUGGGUACAGGAUAUCCGAGGUGCGCUCGGGCCGGCGGCCAUGGUGCAGUACGUCGAGCUAUGGCGUUCGGUGCGGCACAUUGCGCUCUCUAGCGAGCCGGACACGCUACGCUGGCGUUGGACCUCCUCUGCUACGUACACGGCAAGCUCCUGCUACAAGGCCCUAUUCUUUGGAGCCUGUGAAGACCCUUUCUGGCGGCUCACUUGGCGGCCUUGGGCUCCUCUCCGCGUCAAAUUCUUCCUGUGGCUGGCCAUGCAAAACCGUUGUUGGACCGCGGAGCGCCUGGCUCGCCGCGGACUGCCCCACAACGACGCCUGCGUCUUGUGUGACCAGGAGGAUGAGACCAUGCACCACCUUCUUGCCGGAUGCUCUUUCUCUCGCCAAGUUUGGCACGAGAUCCUCGGCUGGGCCCGCGUGCCCAUUAGCCUCCCGGACCACGACACGCCAUUCCAAUUGUGGUGGCAAUCCUCUCUCGACCUCGCGCCCACUUCCAUGCGCAAGGGCCUAGCCUCCCUCAUCAUCCUCUCAGCCUGGUGGAUUUGGAAGCAACGAAAUGCCUGUAUCUUUGACGGAGCGACGCCAUCGAUUACCUUCACAUCCGACACCAUCAAGGACGAGGCGCGUCUAUGGGCCAAGGCGGGCGCUACCGGACUGCAAAACAUUAUCCCCGGCGCGUAG